UUGAGAAGAAAGAAAGGAGUGAUCGAUCAGUAGAAAGCUCCAUUUCAAUUGACUCUCUCGAAGGUACUCAUCCUGUGCAGGUGAUAGAGCCACUGUUAAGCUUCAACUGAGAGCUUCGCAUUAACGAUCAUGGGCACGGUUGAAGUUCUCGUGGCACAAAUCCAAGGGCUGUCCAGCACCGCCGGCGAUAUCUCACGCCUCCAUACUAUUCUCAAGCAAUCAGAAGAACUGCUUCACUCCGACACCGCUUGUUUACCUUCUGCAUUGGCUCAACUUGAUGCUUCCAAACAUUCUUUAGGAUAUCUCUACAUUCUAGAGGCAUACACAUCCGUUCCAAUUUCACAAGAGCAAUACAGUUCAACUGCUCUGACUAUUUCAAGAUUUCUCUCUUCUUGCAACCCGGAGCAGAUUCGUUUAGCACCUGAAAAAUUCGUCUCAGUUUGCAAGAGGUUGAAAGAUCAAGUUGUCCUACUUGAAGCUCCAAUUAGAGGGGUGGCUCCACUUCUUACUGCUAUUAGAAAACUCCAGAUCUCUUCAGAACAUUUAACCACUAUACAUCCGGAGUUUCUCCUUCUUUGCUUAUUAGCCAAGUGCUACAAAACUGGCAGAUCUAUAUUGGAUAAUGAUAUUCUUGAGGUUGAUCAACCAAGGGACCUGUUUCUUUAUUGUUAUUACGGGGGGAUGAUUUGCAUAGGACUAAAGCUAUUUCCUAAAGCGCUUGAGCUUCUUCAUAAUGCUGUAAGUUCUCCGAUGUCAUCAAUGAAUGCUAUAGCUGUUGAAGCAUAUAAAAAGUACAUUUUGCUCUCCCUCAUUUACAAUGGACAAUUUUCGAUUAGUCUCCCGAAGUACACUUCUUCAGUAGCACAGAGAAAUUUGAAAAUUUUCUGUCAGCCCUACAUUGAACUGGCAAAUAGUUAUAGCACGGGAAACGUUGACGAAUUAGACACUGUUUUUCAAACGAACAGGGAGAAAUUUGAAAAUGACAACAAUCUUGGACUCGUGAAGCAGGCUGUAUCUUCUCUGUAUAAACGCAACAUUCAGAGAUUGACGCAGACGUACUUGACCCUCUCUCUUCAAGAUAUAGCCAAUUCUGUUAAACUCAACAGCCCUAAGGAAGCUGAAAUGCAUGUGCUACGAAUGAUCCAGGACGGUGAGAUUUUUGCAACAAUUAAUCAAAAGGAUGGAAUGGUCAGCUUUCUAGAGGAUUCUGAACAGUACAAAUCCUGCAAGAUGGUUGAGCAUAUUGACUCGUCGAUCCAGAGGAUGAUGAAACUUGCGAAAAAGCUGACUGCAAUGGAUGAAAGUAUAUCAUAUGAUCCUCUGUAUCUAGCAAAGGCUGGAAGAGAGAGGCAGAGAUUCGAUUAUGAUGACUUCGAUUCUGUUCCUCAAAAAUUUAAUAUUUGAAUGGAUAACCGCACCCUAUGUACUGUGGAUAUUAUAGAACAGGAAAUUUUGAGGAGAGCAAUGCAAAAUGAUUUGUAUCUUUUUCCUUCCUCGCGUUAUUGUUCCAAGAGACGAAGCCUGUUAAAAGGCCAUUUGCUCCUCGUGAGAAAUGUAUGUUUGUAAUCCGUCCUCUUUUCUCAAAAACUAAUUUUGCGUUUGCCCUUU
Messenger RNA from Cucurbita moschata (crookneck pumpkin), 1608 nucleotides. Its product is annotated as COP9 signalosome complex subunit 3. NCBI's taxonomy places the organism in Eukaryota, Viridiplantae, Streptophyta, Magnoliopsida, Cucurbitales, Cucurbitaceae. The record is from RefSeq and is a predicted model, not a curated record. The transcript has 11 exons. Gene Ontology annotation, cellular component: COP9 signalosome. The coding region runs from base 130 to 1404 and encodes 424 amino acids. Gene Ontology annotation, biological process: ubiquitin-dependent protein catabolic process.